UCACAUUUAAUACGCAAUAAUGUACGCUUAUCUUUCCCUGAAUAAUAUAUGGAUUAUCAAUAAUGAAAACAAAUAGAUUCAUUUUAAUAUAUAAUAAUGGCUGCAAUCGUGAAUUUUCGCAAUUUAACAUAUCAGUGAACGAGGAAAAAAACGAAAAACGCUCCUUAACAGUAUAUUAUAGAGGUACCCAGAGGGCGUAUUCCAAGAGAUCAGAUCGUCAUGUGUCGUAGAGAUAUUUUGAUGUUUACGUAUUUGAUAAGCGCUUUAGUCCAUAGUUGGGCAGCUCCUAAACCUUUUAGUUGCAUGAGUUUAAUGGAAGAUGACCGUACACUUAUGGAAGAGGAUGAAGACGAUUCAGAGGAGAAUGCAGCCAGUCAUCAGUUAGAUGUACCAGAUUUAACGAUUGCAGAUUUUGAAAGUGUUUCAAAUCGACAAUCCAUCCCAUUUGUCCCUCAUUUGCGCGUAUGUCCCACUGAUUACACUUUUUGCUUUUCUCUUUGGCGCCAAACAGAAAAUGGGUCCCAUAUCGAGAAGCAAGGAUGUUGGAAAGACAGUACUGAGGGCAAUGCCACUUGUAGUCACUCGGAAUGUGUGAGUUCUUCUCCGACUUCGCGCAAUACUUCCUUAUAUUAUUGUUGUUGUUCCGGUGAAGCUUGCAAUCGUAAUGUUGCUGUAGUUGAGUCUUCGCCUUUGCAGCUUUCCAAGCCUCAGUUUGCGGUUUCUAAAAAUUAUUAUGGCACACAUGACGUUCUUAACUGGUCAACUACAAACUUGUGGUUGGCUAUAAUGACAGCUUGUUUGAUUAUAACGACAGUUACAUUCUUUAUAUAUUGUCGAACGGCAAGAGAAAAGUCUGAGCCAGAAGAGGCACCCCUAGCACCGUCGGGACCUGGAUACAGUUCAAAUUUACGUAACGUGGACAAUUUAAAUUUAAUUUGUAUGCUAGGUAGUGGUAAAUAUGGAACAGUUAUGAAAGGUUUGCUACACGAUCAGGAAGUUGCUGUGAAAAUCUUUCCCGAAGCUCAUCACCAAUAUUUCAUUAACGAAAGGAAUAUUUAUUCUCUACCUCUAAUGGAAAGCCCCGCGUUGUUGGCUUAUUUUGGUUUUGAUGAACGGCAAACCCUGGAGGGCAGAAUGGAAUAUCAGCUGGUUCUAUCCCUAGCUCCGUUGGGCAACCUACAAGAUUGGCUAAUAGCUAACACAAUGAAUUUUGAAACUUUCUGCGGAAUGGUGAAAUCCAUUACGAGGGGAUUAUCGCAUCUACACACCGAGCUUAAGCGUGCAGAAGAUCAUAAACCAUGCAUAGCUCACAGAGAUCUUAAUACACGUAAUAUUUUGGUUAAAUCAGAUCGAACAUGUUGCAUUUCGGAUUUUGGUUUUGCUCUCAAAGUAUUUGGAUCUCGUUAUGAAUACAAAGGAGAAAUUGCAGAAGCAGAAACGAAAAGUAUUAACGAAGUGGGAACAUUAAGGUACAUGGCUCCAGAACUUCUUGAAGGCGCCGUAAACUUAAGAGAUUGCGAGGCAUCGCUGAAACAAAUGGACGUGUACGCAUUGGGGCUUGUGUUGUGGGAAGUAGCCACACGUUGCACGGAUUUCUAUCCGGUCGCUCAGAUAACUCCACCAUAUAAAGCACCAUAUGAGCUGGAAGUCGGGUCUCAUCCGUCGUUUGAUCAAAUGCAAUCAUUAGUCGUACGUCAUAAGGCUAGACCGCUUUUCCCUAACGGUUGGGGUGGUGGUUCAGCCGCUAAAUUGGUUAGAGACACAUGUGAAGAUUGCUGGGACCACGAUGCCGAGGCACGAUUAACUUCGUUGUGCGCAGAAGAGCGUAUGCAUGAGGUGCAAAAUAUGGGAUUGCGUUUAAGUCAUCAUUUAACAGCUACCACUCCUCUACUAAGUGCUAACAAUUUAUGCAAGGAAAUCGCAGAAUCCAGUGAAAGUCCGAAUCACAACGACCCGAUACCCCAUCAAGUUGAUAUUAAUUGCUCAGAUACAUCAACAUUAUUGAAUCCGCCACCUAACAAAAAAAUUCUUCCUUCGCACACAAUAGAAAUAGUGGACACUGAUCAAAGCACAAGUAACUCGAUAAUAAUUGAGAAAAACCACCUGAUACAAACUCAGUUACAGCUUCAACCCUAUCAGGGACGUAAUCCUUGCUUGGAAAGGAAUUUAGCUCCUGUGUCUGCGCGUUCGCCUCAACGGCUAAUACAACGUAGCAAAAAACAUAGUUUCCAAUCUCAGGCAGGCGAAGAGCAUAGUUUGUCUUGCUUGGAAGACGACGUGUCUGUUGAGGAACUUAUCACAGGUGGAAACUCUAAAAAGUUCCCUUCUCUAACUCGUGAAGAGACGUCAAAUAUGGGACAAGGUUUCCCUAAGCAACACAACACGGACAAAAAACUAAAGGGCUGGCAUGGAGUUAGAGCUUUAAUACAGAAAAGGCUUUUCCGUAAAUCAGAAGACUCAGGUGUACAGGUAUUUCGACAAAUUAACGGAGGUGAUGAAAAAUCAAGUUUGGUGGAUAAUCGUCAAGUAGCCGUAUUAAAAGGCCUGGAUAAGAAUGCAACUAUUCAUCCCGUAGUCAUAAGUUUUAUAGAUAACGAACAGACGACGCAUUGUGUUAAACCCGCUCAGUAUAAAACAUCGCUAGAAUGCAAUGGAAAUGGCAUAAUAAGACGACCCAAUAACCUUGACUUAAGCCCAUUAAGUGGAGGCCAUACUAUGAAACAAUCGUCUCCAUCGAAUAUGCCAAGCAAUCAAAUAUCUACGAUAACUGAAGAGGAAAAUGAUAAUAAUCAAGAUGGAGGUGAUCAACGAUUAAAAAAUUUAAAUGAGCGACGAUCUACGCCUUCACGUAUAAUUCCUCGUUCAAAUUCUUCAAAUUUAAAGCCAAUAGAGAACAUUUACAAUAAUAUGUACGAAAGUGGUGGAUUUGAGAUUCUGCGGCAUACAAAUAGUCUAAGAGAUGCUGCAGAAAGAAAUCAUUCUAUGUCUGAACCACAAUUCCGUAGGCAACGCAGUUUGGAAGUUUUCCGCGAAGUUUUUAAUGCACGUGCCAGUAGUGAACGGCUUAGAAAUCCAAGCCAGCGAGUGAAGACACCUGGAGACGUACCACCAUCAGUUCGAAAAGUUCGAGCGUCAAAAACUUUAAGUUUAUAUGAUGAUCGUAUGAUGGAUCCAACCUCGUUGAACAUACUUUAGCACGAGGAAGUUCUGUUACUGGAAUUGUAAACCAGUGAGCAGAACCUAAUAAAUAUGAAUACCCGUAGAGACAUUUAACAUAUAUCCGUAAAGCAUUACUGAAUACUUGUGCUUUCAUAAUCAUUCGUUCAUAUAUUUGCCAAGAGCACACACCACUACCAAAUUUCAUAUAAAUCAAGGGCAUUCGCACUUUCGACAUUUCUGGGCCGGAAGGGAAUUAGACGGGCUGUUAUUUAAUUAUUUCUAAUAACAUAUAACAAUAAAUCUAAUUAUUAGGUUGACUAUUGAUAUUUGCUUUAAGUUACACGUGGCCCGUCAACCGUAGCUUGAACAUCCUCGACACAAACAUUGCAAUCAUUUAAAUGUAUUUAUUGUGCGCAAUAAUGUUUAACACCAAAGCUUAUUCUUGCAUAAAGUCAGGAAAUAUGAGAUUGUGCUCCGUCGACAUUUUUCGACGACAUUAUACGUAAAUAUAAAAUAUGUCUACGACAAACAGUUAACUUAGCAACAAUUAGGGAAAUGUACGUAGAAGGAAAUAUUAUCUGGAUUGAAAAAAAACAAAAAAAAACAAACAAAUUUAGAAAUGAAAGUAAACGUUGAAGAACAAGCUUAGAGAUUGAAUUUAGAGAUAUAUGUAUAAAAAAGGUGUGUAAGACACAUAUUUAUAUAGGAAAACAUUACGAACAUAUAAAUCGAAAAUGUAUGUAUGUCUUUCCUUAGUUUGUUAAUUUAAUAAAUGUAUAUCAUAGUUAAGUAAAAAAGACUAAUGUGUCAUCUAGCCAUUUCUGAGAGAAAACUGCAACAAUUUGACGGUCUUAACCAACAGAUAGAUUAGCAUAGACCCCUUUAUUAUACAAUAAGAAAAAUAAUGACUUUGUAUGUCUUAUUAUUUGACCUCAGCUCGUUAUAAAUCGGGUAUCAAAGUUGAGCAAACAUUUUUUGUUUAA
This is a messenger RNA of Glossina fuscipes, 4142 nucleotides long. RefSeq lists its product as uncharacterized. The record is from RefSeq and is a predicted model, not a curated record. Bases 220 to 3195 code for a protein of 991 amino acids. NCBI's taxonomy places the organism in Eukaryota, Metazoa, Arthropoda, Insecta, Diptera, Glossinidae. The transcript is spliced from 6 exons. Gene Ontology annotation, molecular function: transforming growth factor beta receptor activity; ATP binding. Gene Ontology annotation, biological process: protein phosphorylation; cellular response to growth factor stimulus; BMP signaling pathway. Gene Ontology annotation, cellular component: plasma membrane; signaling receptor complex.